UCCAGAGCGGACCGUCUUUCCGUGGAACUACCGAGGCCCAGGCGAGCGGGUGUGCGCGGCGCCGUGGGCGGGCAGGCCCGCGCGGGAUGCGAGAGGGACGGGAGUACGCGGAAAAGAGGCCACUAAACUUUAAGAUGAGGAAAGUUGAUCUCUGUUUGAGCUCUGAAGGGACUGAAGUGAUUCUGGCUACAUCGAAUGAUGAAAAACACCCCCCUGAAAAUAUCAUCGAUGGAUUUUUCUUGGACACUGAAGUAUAUAAACAUUGUUACUUCCUAUCUGCCUGUUUCCUUACUGCCCUGAGCAAGGUCUUUGCUGAGCUGAAUGCCUCACUUCCUGCCCUCCUCCUGCACUGCACUGAUGCUUCAUGCCAGUUUCCACUCGUUCCAGGGCUGGAGCUUAUUCUAGGAAUUCAGAAACAUUUUGGACCACCACGGGAAUGUUUCCUCAGGAGUUCAUUAUUUGUUUUCACAAACAUGUAAAGAUUGAAAAGCUUGUAAUCCAAAGUUACUUAGUCUCCUGGUGCCAGCCACUGGCCAGCUCCAAAGAGAAGCGAGUAGGGAAGUUAGUUCAGGAGAUGUAGACCACAGGACUCAGCCCCUCUGCCACAGAACAAGACAGAGGAGGGGAAGAAUGAAUCUGGGGGUCAGGUGGGGACAAUGGAGAGAAAACUACGCAGAAGGGAGAUGACCGUGUGCUUGGUAUGUCCCUAUCAUUAAUUACGCAGGCUCCAGAGCCAGACACAGGAGUUCCAGUUCUGGCAUUUGCUAGCUCUAGCUCAUGGGAUGCCUUGCCUAGCUUCUGUAAGUCUCAUCAGAAGAGUAAGCUAUUCAUAUCUUUUCUCCUAAGACUGAAGCCAAGAGCAAAUGAGUAAAUUUGCCUGAGUCAAAGCAGGUUCUCCAUAAAAGAGAGACUAAGAUCUCCAGUAGUGUUGUUGUGACAAGUGGAUGAAGCUCUAGAUGAUAAAUUCAGAAAAGUACUACUAGAUUUGUGUUGUAUAGUUAUAAAUGUUGGUAAGAUUUCCAUUAUGCAAUGUCGUACUUUGUCUUAGGGAUUCCUGGAAAAACAGAGUAAUAGCUUCCAGGGCUUGUUAUUCCUGAUCCCAGCACUCUGUGUAGAUCCACCAGUCUAUGACAGUCUUAGGCAGAAGGAGAAGAAAUACAGAGACUACAUAGAAUUAAGUAGCUAAUUAAUAUUUAUUUAUUUUAUUUAUUGA
Nannospalax galili (Upper Galilee mountains blind mole rat) is the source of this 1213-nucleotide messenger RNA. It is a transcript of the gene Ift25, whose product is annotated as heat shock protein family B (small) member 11. The transcript has 5 exons. Gene Ontology annotation, cellular component: cilium; intraciliary transport particle B; centrosome. The coding region runs from base 87 to 479 and encodes 130 amino acids. Gene Ontology annotation, biological process: intraciliary transport. NCBI's taxonomy places the organism in Eukaryota, Metazoa, Chordata, Mammalia, Rodentia, Spalacidae. The record is from RefSeq and is a predicted model, not a curated record.